AUGUCGCCCUCCCUCGCUGUCUUCUUCUAUCUAUGCCCUUCUACUUCUCCCUCGCUGGGGGCCAUGAUACCUUCAAUUUUCGUUUGCAUUUCAUUAGCUAAUUUGUUUCUUUGGGAUGCGAAUUCAAAUCACAUGUUCUUCUUUGGCAUUUUGGAGGUGGAAUUCAGGUUGUAUUACAGGAGAGUGGAGGAAGGGAAACAAUAUCCAAUACUCUGUAGGAGAUUAGCUAGCUUAAACGAAGAGUUCAUUUCACAUAAAAGUCCAACAGGUGGGUUCGAUUUCAUCUCCGGGAAGAGGAUUGAACAAAAACUCAUCGAUUACAAUCAAGAAGCAGAAAGAUUUUCGGGAAAUUCCAAUUCUAGUUAUGCAUAUGAAGAGAUAUUAGAAGUCUCACCUCAUCAUCGAUUCAUUGCAUACACCAUGUAUGACAAAGACAACGAUUUCUUCAAAUUAUGUGUGAGAGAUUUGAAUUCAUGUUCUCUUUGUAGCAAGCCACAAGCUGAUUGGGUCUGUAAUGUGGCAUGGGCUAAAGGGGGUCAAUCAUUGCUAUAUGUUGUCACUGAUAAAAAAAAGAAUCCUUACAGGAUAUAUUGUAGUAUGCUUGGAUCAAAGGAUGAAGAUGUGAUACUCUUAGAAGAACCUAAAGAAAAUGUGCAUGUUAACAUCAGAUAUACCAAGGAUUUUAAGUUUGUGACUGUUUAUGUGUUUUCAACCACAUAUUCAAAGGAAUGUGAAGCUUGUGCACAUUGCAUUAUCGAGCAUCAUCAAGGCUAUCUUUAUCUUUUUACCAAUGCUAACAAAGAAGGGCAAUCAGUAAAUUACCAUUAUAUCCUUUGUAGCCCUCUUCACUCUUCAAGUCCAAGAAAGUGGGAGGAUGUGUUCCAUCUUAAAGAGUUGGGAUUACAUUUUCUUCCUCUUCAAGAAUCUGUUUCCCAAAUCUCACAUGGACCAAAUUAUGACUUUUAUUCACCAAUCAUGCGAUUUACAAUUUCAUCACCUGUGAUGCCUGAUGCAGUUGUUGAUUAUAAUUUAUCAAAUGGGGAAUUUGAAAUCAUUCAACAACAAAACAUGCUUCAAGAAAGAACAUGUGUUUUAUAUGGCACAGCUUCUGUGGGACCCACAAUAGAUAAUAAAUCAAAUAGUAAUAACUAUGGGGAGUCAAAGUCAUGGAAUGAUCUUUCUGAGUUUUAUGGUUGUGAAAAUCAUUAA
Messenger RNA from Lactuca saligna, 1209 nucleotides. NCBI's taxonomy places the organism in Eukaryota, Viridiplantae, Streptophyta, Magnoliopsida, Asterales, Asteraceae. The record is from the annotation of a GenBank genome assembly.